CUACCAGUCUACCCGGACCAAAUUUCCGUAUCUAUUUGCACAGAAUUCUCUCGUCUUCUGCGUUCUAGUUUCUACUCCAGAGGAAAAAGGGGGGGAAAAUGCAGGCAAGUGAUAGAUUCAAUAUCAAUUCCCAGCUGGAACACUUGCAAGCUAGAUAUGUAGGAACUGGGCAUGCUGACUUGACGAGAUUUGAGUGGGCAGUGAAUAUUCAGCGCGAUAGCUACGCCUCGUAUAUUGGCCACUACCCAAUGUUGGCAUACUUUGCUAUUGCAGAGAAUGAAUCUAUUGGAAGAGAACGCUACAAUUUCAUGCAGAAAAUGCUUGCUCCUUGUGGUCUUCCACCAGAGAGGGAAGAUGAUUAAGAGUUCCAACAUGCUAUGCUGCUACAGACUAAACUGAAGUGUGCCAUCAAACUUAUUAUAAAAUUGUUUUGCUAUAUACUUUGGUUGUUAACCUGUGGUAUCAAGUCAUCUUAUGUUGUUAGUAUGCUAUUAGUGAUUAGAAUUUUAAUUGUUUGUGUAGGUAUGGAUAAUAAUGAUAUGCACAUUAAGCUUCUUCUAUAUUAGUAGCACUAUCUUCAACAUUGAGAGUACUUGAAAUAUGAGGUUGAAUUUUGAAAUUUGGUGGCAUAUGCAA
Ipomoea nil (Japanese morning glory) is the source of this 636-nucleotide messenger RNA. RefSeq lists its product as uncharacterized. Gene Ontology annotation, cellular component: precatalytic spliceosome; U2 snRNP. The record is from RefSeq and is a predicted model, not a curated record. Gene Ontology annotation, biological process: mRNA splicing, via spliceosome. The transcript has 4 exons. The coding region runs from base 99 to 362 and encodes 87 amino acids. NCBI's taxonomy places the organism in Eukaryota, Viridiplantae, Streptophyta, Magnoliopsida, Solanales, Convolvulaceae.